CGUUACCGUGUUUGCGCUAGACGUGAUUGUAGGCUGUAUGGAUUGGAUGUCAGACCAGAAGAAAAAGAUGGCUUCGGUAUCAAGCUAUUUCAGCGGCCCUGAAGAGCUAGAAGACGCUUCUCACGCUGGAAGUUUGCUGAAGGAGCUUAAGCUUUUCUACGACUCCAAACUGUUGGUCGAUGUGACCAUUGAAGUGGAGUCGUCUGAACUUUACCACCACACCGCGCCAGAAAACGGCAGCACCGGCUUGACGGGGAAACUGUUUCAGUGCAACCGGAACAUCCUUGCGGCAGCUAGCCCUUACUUCCGAAGCAUGUUCACGGGGGGGCUGUACGAAAGCAAGCAAAAGAAAGUGACUAUACAUGACGUAGAUGCCGAGUCUAUGUCCCUUAUCAUUGACUACUGCUACACCGGCAAAGUGACGGUCACCGAGGCCAACGUGCAGAGGCUGUACGCCGCCGCCAACAUGCUCCAGCUGGAAUAUGUGAGACAGGCGUGCUCCAAUUUCAUGACCAGGAGGCUCGACCUUUCCAACUGCGCUGGGAUGCUGAAGUUUGCGGACACGUUCGACAAUCACGAUUUGAAAGCCAAGGCUCAGGCGUUCAUCGCGAGGAACUUCCAGCACUUCUGGAAGAAAGGCAAGGAGCUCUGCGAGCUGAGCCUGGGCCAAAUUAAAGACGUCCUGUCCACGGACACUUUGGACGUGGACAGCGAGAGGAAGGUGUGCUCGGUAGCCGUUCAGUGGAUAGAGGCGAGCGAGAGUGAAGACGUGGAGAGCGCUCUGGAGCUGCUGAAGUGCGUGCGUUGGCGGCUUUUUACAGAGUUGGACAAGGCGUACAUUGACGGGCUGAAGUCAAAACCCUUCGCCAAGAAGCACUGCCUAGAAUUCCUUGAGGCAGUUACUGCGGCUGGGAGCAGUGAAGUGUCAGAAAGUGUAGAGGAGCCAUCGGAGAGGCUGGGCAUGAGCGCUAGGGAAAUGAUCCUCUUCUUUGGCCACCCCAAGGAACCUUUUUUGUGCUACGAUCCCUACACUGGAGAUAUUUUCUCCAUGGUCUCGCCUUUGACCGGCCUAGCUCUUAACAAGUCUGUAGACACCUUUUCAGUUUGCAUCACACCCGAAAAUGACCUUUAUUUAGCCUCGCAACAUUCAAAACACUUCUGGGUGUAUAACGGGGUGCUGAACAGCUGGCAGGAGCUGGCAGAGAGACUGCUGGGGAGAGUGCACAUGGACAUCGGCUACCUCAAUGGGCAGGUCUACGUCGUGGGCGGCCGAGACCCUUUGACGGACGCCAGGCUCAAAGAGGUCGAGUGCUACAGCGUUCAGAGGAACCAGUGGGUGUUUGUGGCCCCUGUGCCCCACUCGCUGGGUAAGAUUAAAAUCGUGACUGUGAACGAUCACCUCUAUGUGGUCAGCAACAGAAGGAUGCUUUGUUACGAUCCCGAGAAGAAUGAGUGGCUCAACUGCGCCGCUCUGAAGAGGAGCGAGUUCCACAAAGCCUGCGUCUACCAGGACGAGAUCUUCUGCAUAUGUGACAUUCCCGUCGUCAAAGUUUACAGCCCUGCCCGGGGUGAAUGGAGAAGGAUUGGAGAUAUCCCACUGGAUGGUAACACCCACAAUUACCAGGUGGUCCAGUACGACAACAAAUUGAUGCUCAUCACAACCACCAUCCCUCACCGCAAUAAAAACAGCAUCACCAUCCAUGAAUAUGACCCUACAAGGGACUUGUGGGAAAACAUGGGGACCAUGCUGGGAUCACUGAACUACGCUUUGUCUUACGGCUUUAUCUGUCUUUCUGCUCGCAUAUACCCCUCGCGUCUGGAGUCAGGGCAGAACUUUUUCACCGAAGAGGACGACGACUGCAGCGGCUCCAGCGCAGACUGGGAUUUUGAUGGGCUGAGUGAUGCAGACUCGGAGUCGGGCAGCUCCAGUUCGUUUUCCGACGAGAACUGGUAGCUCUUUCACUCCGAGGGCACUCCAGGAGUUCUGCGACUGGUGCCGGUGGUAGUAUUAUACAGCAAAGUAUUUAAUUUUUAAUAUAUAAAAAGUUUUCAAAUAAUUGCCAAUAUCAGUUUAAUCAUCACUGUCAGAAAGCUUGAACUCAUGUAAGUUGAAUGAAUACCCAAAUAUUAUUGGGAUAGCAUGCAGGUCAGUAUUUCUAUUGCAGAAAUAUCAUCAAUGUUUAUAUUUUUAGCACAAAAGCCUUAGUGCACCUGCAGACUAUAUUUUCCAAAUGUUAAAUUCAAAAUGCAAAUGUAUAGGUACAGUGCAGUGUGACAUGACUAGAUUACAUUGAAUGCAUUUACCUGCAACAGAACAGAUCAGCAUUCCGUUAUAAAUAUACAGAUAGCAGUAGUUUACAUUUGCACAGUAUUAGUUAAAGCCUCUGGUUUAUACAGGAGGAGAAAAUUAAAUCAGAACAUUUUUUUCUCCUAGUACAGCUAAAGCAUUCCUGCUGCGUGUGUAAAAUAAGCUACUUCUGACUCACAAGAAUUCUUCUUCAUACUGCACUGUUGAAAAGCUCAGCAUGGCUUUAUAUAUGAACCAUGGCACAGGGUACAGGCAUAAAACAUAAUUAAUUCACCUGUAGAACACAGACCGUUCUUCAGAUAGCAGUAAUGAAAAUAAGGUAUUUGAUAUAUAUAUAAGUAAAUAUAUAUAAGGUAUAUAAGUAAAUGUUCAACAUGUUGAUUGCAUAUAUUGUACAGUAUAUAAAGUUUUGUUCACAGUAUAAUGAUAUUUCCUUGAUUGGACAAUGACAUUUGUUUGCUUUUUCACCAUGUUUGAACAGAAUGCAAUAAGGUUUGUCUUAUACUGAGGCUCCACAGAAGAGGUACAGUAUGAACUAUUACAGAUGGAAAACAGGAGCUGUUCAUUAUCUAAGUCACACCUGAAAUGACAUGGUUUCCCCCUUUAAUCUUUAUUUUGCUUUCAUUUUGUUUUGAUUAAUGAAGUGUCCACUUCACUGUAUAAUGGUGAACCACAUACUGUAGCUCAUUAGGUCUAGGUAAAAGUUUCCCUGUAUCCUUUCAUAUUUCACACAGUUUAACCACAGAGCUGAACUU
Molecule: messenger RNA, 3063 nt
Organism: Lepisosteus oculatus (spotted gar)
Lineage: Eukaryota; Metazoa; Chordata; Actinopteri; Semionotiformes; Lepisosteidae
Gene: kbtbd7
Product: kelch repeat and BTB (POZ) domain containing 7
Molecular function (GO): protein binding
Source: RefSeq, a predicted model, not a curated record